CGCGGGGCCGCGCUUCCGGGUACGGGCCCUGGAGGGCGGCGGGCCCGGGGCGGCGUGAGGUGCUGCGGGCGGGCGGAGCGCGAAGUUGGCCGGACCGAAUGUGAGCGGCGGAACGGAGGAGCGGGCGGACGGAGGAGCGGGAGGGAGCCGCGCGCUCGGACCAUGAGGCUCCGGCUGUGGCUGGUCUCUGCCCUGAUGCUGCUCUGGGCGCCGGGCGGGCUGCGGGCGCUGGGGCGGCCGCCGCGAGAGCUGCGCUACGAUGCAGUUGAAUCCAUGCUCUCAGAUUAUGACAUCCUUUCUCAGUCCAGUAUCCAGCAGCACUCACUGAAGAAGAGAGACCUCCAGCCUGAGACUCAUGUAGAGAGGCUUUUAAGUUUCUCAGCCCUGCAAAGGCACUUCAAAUUAUACCUAACUGCAACUGCUGAACACUUUUCAGAAAAAUUUCAAGCAUUAAUUGUGGAUGGUGAAGGCAAGGAAAAGGAGUAUCAUGUUCAAUGGCAAGACUUUUUCACUGGACAUGUUGUUGGGGAGCAUAAUUCCAAGGUUGUGGCACACAUUGGGGAUGAAGACUUUACUGUAAGAAUCAAUACUGAUGGAGAAGAAUAUAAUAUAGAGCCCCUGUGGAGAUUUAUAGAUAAUGUUCAAGAUGAAAGAUUGCUGGUCUACAGAUCUGAAGAUAUUAAAGAUUUCUCACGUCUGCAAUCCCCCAAAGUAUGUGGUUAUUUAAAGCUGAAUGAAGAGGAUCUUUUACCUAAAGGACUGGAAGAGAGUAAGCAAAAUGAAGCCAGCAUCCACCGGGAGAAAAGAGCCAUUCCAGACAGCUCCAAAGAUACGUGCAAGAUGUUGGUAGUGGCAGACCAUCGGUUUUUCAAGUACAUGGGCCGUGGGGAAGAGAGCACUACUAUAAACUAUUUGAUUGAAUUGAUAGACAGAGUGGAUGACAUCUACCGAAAUACUUCGUGGGACAAUGGGGCCUUCAAAGGUUAUGGCAUACAGAUAGAACAGAUUAUCAUCCACAGUGAACCAGAACAUGUAGAACCUGGAGAAAAGCAUUACAAUAUGGCAAAAAGUUACCCAGAUGACAAGAAGGAUGCCUGGGAUGUGAAAAUGCUGCUAGAGCAAUUUAGCUUUGAUAUUGCUGAGAAAGCAGCUCAUGUGUGCCUUGCUCAUCUCUUCACAUACCAAGAUUUUGAUAUGGGAACACUUGGACUGGCUUAUGUUGGUUCUCCCAGACCUAACAGCCAUGGUGGCAUUUGUCCUAAAGCUUAUCACAGUCCGAUUGUAAAGAAAGACAUCUAUCUGAACAGUGGCUUAACCAGCACCAAGAACUAUGGGAAAACCAUCCUCACAAAGGAGGCCGACUUGGUUACAACGCAUGAACUUGGCCAUAACUUUGGAGCAGAGCACGAUCCUGACAGUCUGCCAGAAUGUGCCCCCACAGAGGACCAGGGAGGGAAAUAUGUUAUGUAUCCAAUUGCUGUCAGUGGAGAUCAUGAAAACAAUAAGAUGUUUUCAAGCUGCAGCAAAAAAUCCAUCCAUAGGACCAUAGAGAUCAAGGCUCAGGAGUGCUUCAAAGAGCGCAACAACAAAGUGUGUGGGAACUCCAGGGUGGACGAAGGGGAGGAAUGCGAUCCUGGCCUCUUGUACCAACAAGCUGAUCCCUGCUGCUCUGCAGACUGCAAACUGAAAGAUGGUGCCAAAUGCAGUGAUCGGAACAGCCCCUGCUGUAAAGGCUGCCAGUUUGAAAGUGCCCAGAAAAAAUGCCAAGAAGCCAUAAAUGCCACUUGUAAAGGAGAGUCCUUUUGCACGGGGAACAGCAGCGAGUGCCCUCCUCCUGGGAAUGCUCCAGACGACACAAUCUGUGUGGACAUGGGGAAGUGCAAGGAUGGCGAGUGCAUCCCUUUCUGCGAGAGGGAGAAGAACCUUCGCUCGUGUGCCUGCAAUGAAACAGAUAACUCCUGCAAGGUGUGCUGCCGGGACGAGCAGGAUCGGUGCACGCCGUACGUCGAUGCCAACCACCAGUUCCUGUUUCUGCGCAAGGGGAAGCCUUGUACCGUGGGCUUCUGUGACACAAAUGGCAAAUGUGAGAAGCAAGUACAGGAUGUGAUUGAACGAUUUUGGGAUUUCAUAGACCAGCUUAGCAUCAACACCUUCGGGAAGUUCCUGGCAGAUAACAUAGUGGGCUCUGUGCUCGUCUUCUCCUUGCUGUUUUGGAUUCCUCUCAGCAUCCUUGUGCACUGUGUGGACAAGAAAUUGGACAAGCAAUAUGAGGAAAACAACAAGUCUCUGUUCUGUGCCAGUAACGUGGAGGUGCCCAGCAGCCUGGACUCGGCCUCUGUGCGCAUCGUGAAGCCCUUCCCCACAGCGCAGCCCACCAGCCGGCACCAACCCCUGCAGCCCAUCGUGGCUGCGCCUGCGGCCGCCGCUGCUCCCAAGCAGGACCACCAAAGAAUGGACACAAUUCAGGAGGACCCCAGCACCGACUCUCAUAUUGACGAGGACGGGUUUGAGAAGGACCCUUUCCCAAACAGCAGCUCGGCUGCCAAAUCUUUUGAGGACUUGACAGAGCAUCCUGUCACCAGGAGUGAGAAAGCGUCGUCUUUUAAACUGCAACGCCAGAACCGAGUGGACAGCAAGGAGACGGAGUGCUGAUGUCCUGCUGCCUCCACCGCGCGGCUCCCGCCUGCAGAAGUUCCUCUGGAUCUAAAACCAUUUCAUUUCUAUAAAUACAGAUAUAUGUAUAUAUAUUUUUGUGAGGGAGUGGGAGAAAUAAGGAAGCGACCUACUGCAGAUGCUGGUCAUGUGUAUGACCUUCCUUACAUUUAUUAGAGCAUUAUAUCUUUUAAAAACCGGAACUCCACAUGGAGACAGUCUUGGUUUUGAAGCUCAUUGGAUUUUUCUACUUUCUUGACCUCUAACAUUUCCUUCAACCUGUGGUGCAGAACAGAAUAUCCUCCAGGAUAUCACGUUGUGUGUAUAUCUGCCUUUUGUAAUGUCGUAUUUUGCAGUCUGGUGGCACUGACAGAUGAAAUUAAGGGGCUUUGCCAGCAAAGCAAAGCAAAUAAUCCACAGUGUGUUCCGUGUGGAGCAGAUCCUAUGAGGUACAGGUAAGCGAAAGUAUAAGCAUUACACGUACCUGGAGAACAGAAGGAAACAGUUAAAAUACUUGGCAUAUAAUGUGGAGAUGCAUAUCAGCAUCAAGGAGUUUGUGAGAAAGCUUCUCAAUAAAUAGUAGGGUUGUGCAGAGGCUGUUAAACCCUGCUCAGUGUAUGGAGAUGCCCCUCUAGCUGUGAGGCUGCCCUGUCCCUGUGUUUUUACUGCAGGGAAAUGUUCCCCCUGAGAGUUUUCCCACUGCAGUGGGGUGCAGGGGGCAAGGAAGGGAAGGGAAAGAAGUGGAGAAAUCACGUAUGCAGAUGAGAGCUGUUUGAACCACUUAUGGACGUUUCAGUGCAGAAAUGUUUCUCUGAUGAUUUUUCUGUUGAUUAUUGAGAAGGUAACACUAUCGUUGAGCUAUUCAAAGGGCUGAGCCUGGGAAGCUCUUAAAAAUCACUGCAAGAGUCCUGCACUCCAUGCAGGGGAGCAGUUGUGAAUUUGAACAAUGAAAAAGCAAGCUUUGUUAGACUUACAGGGCCUGUGCUGUGCUAGGGAGAUGUUGUAAACUCCACUUUCCCUACAGCUAGUACAGUGUGAUGUUAACAGCUGGUAACUUGUUGGUGUCCUUCAGUUGGAGCUCUGUAACAUGGGAUGCGGGGGCCAGAAGCGGUGCCAUAGCCUGAGUUCAGCCUGAUCUCAGGUGGGCUGACAGGGUGAGUCACAGAGCAGCUGUCAUGGAAGCAGAGCGCCUUAUUGUGCCUGUUUUCUCCCCUAAGAAUGCAUUGUUAAAGCUGACAUGGUGCGUGAAUGGAUGGGAACCAUUUUACCUGUUACAGGCCUGCACUCAGCCACCAGGGAGGCAGAGCUGGGGCAAGCCUUGGUGUUCUUAAAUGUGAUGGAAAGGAAGCAAACCUGUGAUGAGAGGAGCGUGA
Lagopus muta (rock ptarmigan) is the source of this 4025-nucleotide messenger RNA. RefSeq names its product ADAM metallopeptidase domain 17 (gene ADAM17). Bases 163 to 2652 code for a protein of 829 amino acids. Gene Ontology annotation, molecular function: metalloendopeptidase activity. Gene Ontology annotation, biological process: Notch signaling pathway; membrane protein ectodomain proteolysis. The record is from RefSeq and is a predicted model, not a curated record. Lineage: Eukaryota; Metazoa; Chordata; Aves; Galliformes; Phasianidae. The transcript has 19 exons. Gene Ontology annotation, cellular component: plasma membrane.